Messenger RNA from Camarhynchus parvulus, 2475 nucleotides. It is a transcript of the gene PWWP2B, whose product is annotated as PWWP domain containing 2B. Gene Ontology annotation, cellular component: nucleus; nucleoplasm. NCBI's taxonomy places the organism in Eukaryota, Metazoa, Chordata, Aves, Passeriformes, Thraupidae. The record is from RefSeq and is a predicted model, not a curated record.
GGGGCGCCGCCGCCGCGGGUGGGCGCGUGGGUGCCGGUGCUGGUGGAGCAGAUGGUGAACGACACGCUGGUGGUGACGCUGAGCUGCGGGGAGCGGCGCUUCACCGGCGUGCUGCUGGACUGCUCCAAGAGGUCUGGAUUGUUCUGUCUGCCAUCCUCCUUCCCGAAGCACGAGGACCCCCCCGCCGGCACCUGCGCUACGGAGCCGCCGAGGGCAGGGGAGCCGCCGAGGGCAGGGGUGGCGCUGCUGACGGCAGGGGUAGUGCUGCUGAAGGCAGGGGUGCCGCUGAGGGCGAUCCGGAGCCGCGGCCCGCCGGCCCCCUGCCCGCCGAGGGCAGCGCAGGAGCCGCUGCCGCCGCUGCUGCCCACACCGGGCAGCCUGCCGCCCUUCCCGCCCUACUUCGAGGGAGCCCCGUUCCCCCGGCCCCUGUGGCUGCGGCACACCUACAACCAGUGGGUCCCGCAGGCGCCGCCGCGGACUAUAAAGAGGACGAGGAGGCGUUUGUCGCGCAACAGGGACCCGGGCAGGCUCAUCAUGAGCACCAUCAGGCUGCGGCCCAGGCAGGUGCUCUGCGAGAAGUGCAAGAACACGCUGAACCCCGAGGAUGCCAACGCGCCGCGGCAGAACGCCAAGACCAGGAGGAAGCUGAGCAUUCAGGACAAGGAGCAGAAAAAGCACGGCGACUCUGACUACAUGGAGAAAAGGAACAAAAGAGAGAAGAGGGAGGAUGACAAGUUUUCUGGGGAACUGGUGCAUCGAACGCCAGUUAUAAAAAUAUCCUACAGUACUCCGCAAGGGAAAGGUGAAGUGGUAAAAAUCCCUUCCCGGGUUCAUGGCUCAGUCAAACCGUUCUGUCCGGAGCCAGUGUUGCAGAACGGAGCCGGGGACCAAGAGGAGAGCGGGGACUCUGAACGGUGUCGACAAACCAAAUGUUUAAUGGACAAGUCAGCAGGCAGCCAGCUUGCUUCCAUUCCAAAACUGAAGCUCACACGGCCAGUGCAUUCCAGCGUGGAUGUCCCACCGCCAAAGAUACGGCUGAAGCCCCAUCGCAUCAAUGAUGGUGAGAGUGUUUCAAUCUAUAAGGCAGAACUGAUUGACGAAAUCAAUGUCCUCCAGAACAGCAGGGAGUCCAAUCCCGGAGCGUUUUACAAUGAUGAGUCCGCUGACAGAAGUUUAGCUGAGAUGUCUUCAGGCAGUUCAGGUGAAGAUGAUGACUUCAAAAGGUUUCCCCAGGGUAAAGAUGGACAUGAUAACUUGGCUUUCCUCAUGAAUUACCGUAAAAGAAAAGCAGAUUCUUCUAGUUUAUCGGUGUGUAGCAAUGACAGUCUAGAUGAAUCCAAGUCUUCUAGUUCAGAAGUGACAUCACCAGAACUGUGUGACUUUUUGCCUGGUGAUGAUGCCUCUGUCUCUUCAUCUUCAAAAGAUGAGCGUAAAAUUGUGCCACCACUGACAGUUAGACUGCACACCCAGAGUGUGUCUAAAUGUGUUACAGAAGAUGGAAGGACUGUUUCAGUGGGGGAUAUUGUCUGGGGUAAAAUUCACGGGUUUCCGUGGUGGCCAGCACGUGUUCUUGACAUAAACCUCAGCCAGAAGGAAAACGGGGAACCUUCGUGGCGAGAAGCUAAAGUGUCAUGGUUUGGUUCUCCAACGACCUCAUUCUUGUCUGUCUCAAAACUCUCUCCUUUCUCGGAAUUUUUCAAACUGAGGUUUAAUCGCAAGAAGAAGGGCAUGUACCGGAAAGCCAUCACGGAAGCUGCAAAGGCAGUCAAGCACCUGACUCCAGAAAUACGAGAUCUCUUAACACAGUUUGAGACAUAACUUUGCCUCCAGUAUCAGGUAACAGAAGACGAGCACAGCUGUUCUCCUAGAGGGUCACCGAGUCUGUAGCGCCGGACGCGCUCCCGGGGACGCGGGCGGCCGCCGCACACGGCACGAGGAUGGGGCUCCGGGCAGAGCGCUCCGCGUGCCACGGGACAGGUGACAGGGACGUGGAGCUGGGAGGCUCUUCUGGCGUGAGGCAGGGAAGGCUUAAGGAUAUCUUACCCUACAAUGAGAAUUUGACCAGUCGGACGGCAAUGAACUAGGAGAACAGCAAAAACCACAACUCGGAAUGUAGUUAUUACUUAAAAGUUAGCUAUUCUUGAUAAAAUUCCCCAGAUUAUUGCUGCUGCUGCUGCUUAUUUUACUUACAGAUUUCACACACUUGUUAAUUUUAAAGCUACCGAACUUUUAUUCAAUACUGUACCCUGAGAAAUGUAAUUGGGUCAGGACAUGCAAUAGAAUGAAAUCAUUGUAGUGUCUUAAGUACAAUGGACUCACUUUGUGUCUAUUAAACCUUGGAAGAUGUGCAACACACAACAGUGUGGCUCUCAUUGCAUGUUAAAACUUUCUGGUGUCAUUUACUGCAGAGCAGGAGAAUCAGUGGUUCCAGGUGCAUGGACAAGCAGUGCUGGGGACUUGGAUGUCCUUGGGUCC